UGGCAGUCUCUAGAGGAUUUACUCUUGGUUCUGCUCACCACACCAGCACGAAAUAAUUUGCAUGACUGAAGAAAUACUACAGAAACAAAAAGAGGGAGGAGUCAGGAGAGUUAAGGGGCCUUAUGUGAUGUUGGUUUCUCUUUCUUCUUUUUCUGGAGUUGGUUCAGGAUGACAGUGUGGGGUCUGUUCAUAUUUGUGGUUGUGCUGGGAGUGUAUGUGGAAUAUACACAAAACACAAACACCGACAGCUGUUCAACACUCACUGUUUCCCAUGAUUCCCUGCUGGUGGAGUACGGAGAACCUGUUGAACUCACCUGCUCCAUACCAACCAAACCUUCAUCACAGUACAAGCUGGGCAUGGAGUCUCAGAUUAAUCCUGUCGAAAUAGAGAAUGAGACCAGUGUGAUGUGGAGAUCGCCCAGUCUGACAGAGUGGGAGGUGAACGGAAGAGAGUUGUUCUGUUUCCUGUCAGAGCCGAAUAAAGAACAAUGUAAAAAGAGGGUCCAUCUGAGCCUUUACAAGCCUCCAGACAGUGUGAAGAUCAGCUCUGAGUCCAGCGUGUGGUCGGAAGGUCAGAUGAUGAAGCUGAAGUGUGAGAUUAAGAAUGUGGGUCCCUUACAGAACCUUACUGUACAGUGGACCAGAGUGGACCAGAACAAAAACAGAACAGUCACUGAAAUGACAUACGGAAGUUUCAGCUCUUCUGGAGAGGAGAGAAAGAGCGGGAAUGCGACGGCCACACUGAAUGUCUUGGCCAGCCGUGAUGAAGAUGGAGUCCAGUAUCAGUGUGCAGCUCUACUGAAGCUGGAGCAGCUCCAACAACCACAAGUGGGAACAUCAGAACCUCUGAACAUCACAGUACACUACAAGCCCAUCAUAACACAACCUUCUGAUGGUACCUUAUCUGUAACUGAGGGCGACAGCCUGACGCUGAGCUGUUCAGCACAUGGUAACCCCAGUCCUCAGUAUACCUGGAACUCACCUGGAAACAUCAUGACAGUGUCCUCCAUCCUCAUGAUCAGCAGCAUCCAGUCAGAAGAUCAGGGUCAAUACAUCUGCACUGCCUACAAUGAUGAAGGCUCUGAUUCAGUGACUGUGAUGGUUAACCUGGUAGUGGACUACAAGCCGAUCAUCGCUGUCUUUGCUGUGGUUGGUGGGGUGUUGCUGGUAACUGUGGUCUCCUUUUGGUUGUACGAGCGUUACUGAUGCACCCACAGUGCCAAUACAUCCUGAAGAACCUGACAUCAUAUACACACAAUGCCAACGUGGUCCACAGAGAUGUGGAUCAGAGUCAACUGAUGCUAAUCUGCUCUCAUGUGAACAUGAACGUGAACCUGUUCAGUGAAUAGUGGUUUCACUUAGAGUUUUACGUCUCGUAGACACAACGCCAACGUGGCAGCUGUAGCUAAUGCUAAUAUAUGUUCAUGCUGCGUUCAUGAGCUUCUUCUGAAACUGUAGAGCUUCCUAUUAACCACCUCCAUGCAAAUUCAGCUGAUUGAGGUCAAAAGGCAAAUCAUUUUGCAUGUCAUCGGUCAUGUCACAUAUCCGCUGCUUAAAACUUUAGCACCCCAACUUAAAACACCCUAAAUAAACUCAUGAAAACUCCCUCUGUUAUCCAUCAACAUAGGUAAAAGCAACUCAAAUGAGACAGAAGGUUGUGAAGCUGCACAGAGCUUGAAAUGUUUCUCUGUACAUCACUAACACAGAUCAACUGUUCACCUAAUGUGACCGGUGUUCCUGGCUUUUUUAAGGAGAAUGGGAAUGACAUUCACACCUGGAGAUCCUCAGAAAAUAAAUCAGUUUAGCUCAUUUUGACAGCAAAUAAAAUAAGUGAAUUAAUGGCACUGAA
Messenger RNA from Colossoma macropomum (tambaqui), 1849 nucleotides. Its product is annotated as vascular cell adhesion protein 1-like. Gene Ontology annotation, cellular component: membrane. NCBI's taxonomy places the organism in Eukaryota, Metazoa, Chordata, Actinopteri, Characiformes, Serrasalmidae. The record is from RefSeq and is a predicted model, not a curated record. Gene Ontology annotation, biological process: cell-cell adhesion. The coding region runs from base 169 to 1206 and encodes 345 amino acids. The transcript is spliced from 5 exons. Gene Ontology annotation, molecular function: integrin binding.